Messenger RNA from Trypanosoma rangeli, 1038 nucleotides. Its product is annotated as deoxyhypusine synthase. The coding region runs from base 1 to 1038 and encodes 345 amino acids. Lineage: Eukaryota; Euglenozoa; Kinetoplastea; Trypanosomatida; Trypanosomatidae. The record is from RefSeq and is a predicted model, not a curated record. Gene Ontology annotation, biological process: peptidyl-hypusine biosynthetic process. Gene Ontology annotation, molecular function: deoxyhypusine synthase activity. The transcript has a single exon. Gene Ontology annotation, cellular component: cytoplasm.
AUGGAUACCGUUGAGGCAGUGGAUUACAGUGCGCUCCUGGCGUUAGAUCAUGAGGAAGCACUGCGCUGUGUUCUGGCGUCGUACACCGGCGUUGGCCUGCAGGCGACGGAGCUUGGACGGGCCCGGAAGAUCGUGCAGCGGGCGCUGUACCACAAGCGUGCUGGCGACGCUGUAUUCCUGGCCUACACCUCGAACCUCAUCUCGAGUGGUCUGCGCGACACUUUUGCGCAGCUGGCGCGGGAGCGCCUCAUAGACGGUGCCAUUUCGACUGCCGGCGGGAUUGAGGAGGACAUCAUCAAGUGCCUUGGAGAUACGUUUCUGGGGCAGUUUAACAUGGAUGGGCGCGCACUCCGCAAGAGUGGCGUCAACCGCACUGGCAAUCUUCUUGUGCCAAACGACAAUUACUGCCACUUCGAGGACUUCUUCAUGCCCGUGCUGAAGCGGCUGCAUGAGCUGCAGCGUAACUCCUGCUGGGAGACAAUGACGGCUCCGUCUGAGAUGAUUGAAGCGAUGGGCGAGGCUCUUGAGCGCGAGCACCCGGAUGUGUGCACCGACAGCUUCAUUUACUGGUGCUACCGAAACAAGAUUCCCGUUUUUUCACCCGCCAUCACGGAUGGCUCAAUUGGUGACAUGGUUUACUUUUACAACUUCUCGAGGAAGGGACUCGUGGUGGACCCCGUUGUUGACGUGGCGCGACUGCAGGAGUUGGGUCGCCGUCACCGCCACGGCGGUGACAGUCAUGACGGUAAUGCCAGCUCUAACAAUGUUGGUCGCAUCACCUGUAUUGUGUUGGGGGGCGGGCUACCAAAGCACCACCUGCUGCAGCACAUCCGCGCGGAUGCGGUGGUGUACGUGACAACCGGCCUUGAGGUGGACGCGUCCCCGAGCUCCUGCAACGUGGCGGAGGACAGGGCUAACGGCGUUUUGCCGGAAAACUGCGAAGUGGUGCGUGUGCACGGUGACGCAUCGUUUGUGUUCCCGCUUCUUCUGUGCAGAGCAGAGACGCCCACGGACACUCAGCAAGACGCCGCGGUGUGA